Molecule: messenger RNA, 1380 nt
Organism: Punica granatum (pomegranate)
Lineage: Eukaryota; Viridiplantae; Streptophyta; Magnoliopsida; Myrtales; Lythraceae
Source: RefSeq, a predicted model, not a curated record
CUAAUUCCGUAAUUCGUAACUACAAAAGCAACGACCUCGUUCGGUUUGAGGAUCUCGGAGCCGCCGUUCUGCCCAGUCGUCAGUGACGGUGAAGGCGGAGCUGCGGCGCUUUCUACUCCGCCCCAAAUUGACUACCGGAGCUCUAAGCUUCAAUCUCCAGAAUAUCUUACCCGCCUAAAUUAGCUGAAAAGGCUCGAAGUUUCUUCUCCCAAUGUGAUCCGAUGUCCACCUCGCGGUCCCAGUCCCAAUGGCAAUGGGAGAACGCCACCGCCGGCGCCUUAGCUGGCUUCGCCACCGUCGCCAUCAUGCACCCUCUGGACGUUGUGCGGACGAGGUUUCAAGCGAACGAUGGCAGAGUCUCGAAUCUUCCAACUUACAAGAACACCGCACAAGCUCUCUUCACCAUUGCUCGCUCUGAGGGUUUGAGAGGACUCUACGCUGGUUUCUAUCCUUCUGUUCUCGGGUCAAGCAUUUCGUGGGGUUUAUACUUCUUCUUCUAUGGCAGAGCCAAAGAGAGAUACUCUCGAAUGAGAGAAGAAAAGUUAACUCCCGGUCUUCAUCUUCUUUCUGCAGCAGAGGCGGGAGCACUGGUCUCUUUUUGCACAAACCCUGUAUGGCUCAUCAAAACCAGAAUGCAGCUUCAGAAUCCUCUUAGUCAAACCAAAUCUUAUUCGGGUGUAUAUGAUGCAUUUAGGACCAUAAUGAGAGAGGAGGGUUGGAGUGCUCUUUACAAAGGGAUUGGUCCUAGUCUCUUGCUUCAGGUAUCUCAUGGUGCUGUUCAGUUCACAGCUUAUGAGGAACUCCGGAAGUUUAUUGUUGAAUUCAAGUCUGAAGGAAGAGAAAAGGAGCCUGGACCUGCUGAUAAGGUGUUGAAUUCAGUUGAUUAUGCUAUCCUUGGGGCGUCUUCUAAACUUGCCGCCAUUCUUUUGACGUAUCCAUUUCAGGUUAUUCGCACUCGAUUGCAGCAACGACCAAGUGCCAAUGGAACUCCGAGAUACUUGGAUAGCUGGCAUGCAGUGAAAGAGACUGCUAGGUUUGAAGGUCUACGAGGAUUUUACAAGGGAAUCACCCCAAACAUUCUUAAAAAUGUUCCUGCCUCUUCAAUAACAUUUAUUGUAUAUGAGAAUGUAAUGAGUUUGUUAAGACUCACGAGAACGAAGGACUGAGAUUCUCCUUUUAAUUUUUUAAUUCAUAGUUUAGAAUAAUGAGUCGCCAUUAGCAUGAUUGAAUUAUUUGCAUGUUGGAGUUUGCGGAUUUUAUCUAACUUAGAAAUUAAUUUUUCGGUUUCGAAUUCACCGUGGAUAGACACUGAUUUUGCUGGUUCAAUGCUUAUUUGUUAUACUAUGUGUCCAUGUGGGACAUCAGAGGUUACAAGAGAAA